AUGAGGGCGGAGAAGUGGUCGCUUGAAGCCGCCUCGGAGGGGGGCCUCUCUGAAAUUUUGCCAUCGCGAUUCAAAAUUGUCGGGAUCUAGUGACUAAUCCACUUAUCUGAUAAUCUCCCGAAAAAUCAGUCACGUGUGAGCGUCAAAUCUGAUGUAAUCAAGGUAAAACCAACCUUUGGCGACGAACUGCUCCACGACCUACAACAUUUGGCUCAGCAACCCAUCGCCACUUUGCCCUACGGUUCUCAACUUCACCACCUUCUCCCGCCUGUUUCAACGCACCUCCAUAAGUUUACAAUGAGUGGGAUCAUAGAAUGGGCUUUUGGGCGGCGCCAGACACCUGCCGAGAGGCUCCGAAAGGUUUGUUUUCUAGGUACCUGCCCCUAAGAUUGCUUUAUCAUGCUAACCACGGCCUCCCGGCAAUAGCAUCAACGAGCCCUCGAAAAGGCUCAACGAGAACUCGACAGGGAACGCAUGAAGCUGGAGCAACAAGAGAAGAAGCUUAUUGCUGAUAUCAAGCGCUCGGCCAAGAAUGGGCAAAUGGGAGCAUGCAAAAUUCAAGCGAAGGACCUCGUCCGCACACGAAGGUAAUUCGUUACCACAUUUUCGUCACUGCUACGGCAAUGUCGCGGUUGGGGAGCUUUCUCACUAGGGGAGGUGAUAGGUAUAUCCAAAAGUUCUACCAGAUGAAGACCCAGCUCCAAGCUGUGUCAUUGCGCAUCCAGACCGUCCGUUCCAACGAGCAGAUGAUGGUAUCCAUGAAGGGCGCUACCACGCUCCUUGGCUCCAUGAACCGUUCAAUGAACCUCCCCGCACUCCAACGCAUCGCCAUGGAAUUUGAAAAGGAGAACGACAUCAUGGAUCAGCGACAGGAGGUCAUGGAUGACGCCAUCGACGAUGUUACCGGAUUGGACGACGAGGCGGAAAGUGACGAGGUUGUCAACCAAGUUCUUGACGAGAUAGGUGUGGACAUGAGCCAGCUGGUGAGUGACAAAUGCCCCUCCCCUUUGGUUAUUUCCCGGACCGAUGACUGACACGAGCGGGAUGCAGCUCGGGGAGACUCCCACAGGACUUGGCAAUAUGAACGCCGCCUCGGAAGGGAAAGUUGCUCAAGCGGUCGGUGCGGACAACAUGGACGACGACCUUCAAGCCCGGUUGGAUAGCCUUAGACGUUGAUAUCUGGACAAUCUUGUUCUCUCCCACGCUGUUAUUCUUUUUAUGGGUUUGGCGUUCGUUGUUGUGUUGGUUGAACUGUGUUGACUCCUCCAAUGGAACUCGCGUUGUCCGAGUUUUGCUGUUGUUUCCUCAAGAUGGAAGGGCUUUUUGGGUUACAUUUAUCUAUCUUCUUUCCGUUUCUCGCUUGUCCUAAUUUCCUUUCCCGCCCUGUCACGUCUUGUGCUGUCAUGUUUAACCCGCUUUCUCUCCUCCCCCAGAUAAAUAUAUAAGUUAUAGUAGCAAAGAGCCACUGCGCAUUGGCCGCCUGCAAAAGAAAGUUGACAUUCCCAAGCGGACGGGUUCCGGGAAAAGCCAGGCAGGAGAGUGGAGGGAGAAGAAAAAAGAGCUCGAGAGCUCGGGUAGACUAGCCCUAUGAGAGGGUGCGUAAAGAAUACAGUAAAAGAAUUUAAUGAAGAAUAAAAAUAAAAAUAAAAGAUUGAAAUUGGAA
This is a messenger RNA of Tuber aestivum (summer truffle), 1663 nucleotides long. Lineage: Eukaryota; Fungi; Ascomycota; Pezizomycetes; Pezizales; Tuberaceae. The record is from the annotation of a GenBank genome assembly.